CACGAGCUUACAGCUUCAGCUUCAAUUCAACACCAGCCCACGCGUCAAUUGGACGGCUUGCUUCCAAUUCUUCCUAUUAACAAUCCCGAAAAGACCAACAUACUUCUCUUCCGACUAAAUACGAGCCCGCGACUGUCACACUCCCUCUCUCCGCAUCACUGUCUCGCAUCCAGUGUCCAGCACUCAAUCGACAGCCUACGUCCAUCUCCGCAAUUGAACCACAACCUACGUCCUUCUCACCGUUUUAUUCUUCAGAUAAACGCGCUACUGUACACGCAUCAUCAAAUCCUUCCUCAACUUCGUUACGUGCCGUCCAUAAUCGAUCGACCAACCCUACCUCCGCAAACCUACCACUAAACCCACCAUGGCACCCAAACGCUCCGGCCCUUCCACACCGACCAGCAGCAGCGCGAACCUGAAAUCGCUCUCGUCAUCAUCUUCAAAUUCCCCUUCCACUUCCGCAGGCUCUUCCCUCUCCGGCAGUGCCGCAAGUAACACCGACGCAACCGUCAUCUUGAACCACGUCUGGAACCGCUACGUACAGAACACGCCGCAGCGGACGAAGCUACUGGAUGCAUUCCUCGGCUUUCUUGUAGCCGUUGGUGUCGUGCAGUUUGCGUACUGCGUUUUGGCGGGCAACUAUCCCUUCAAUGCCUUUCUUUCCGGCUUCUCUGCUACCGUCGGCCAAUUCGUCCUGACGACAAGUUUGCGCAUGCAAACGAACAAGGAGAAUGAAAAAGAAUUCUCGAGCGUUUCUGACGAAAGAGCAUUCGCCGACUACGUUUUCGGCAGCCUCUUACUGCACUUUUUCUGCGUCAAUUUCAUCAACUAAAUCUCUAUCUACACUUACAUCACUUACAUCUUCUAUACCUUUACUCCCUUCCACAUCCUCUCGCAUUUCCUAGCUUGGUAGCAUCAUCUCUAGUGUUCAUCUCCUCGAAAAUAAAAAAGACCCGCAGCCAGAACAUAUCCUGCAACGUCCUAACUACUUGCUCGAUAUAUCAUAAAUUAUUGCAUUAACAGUAUUUUAUUAUACGUGCGGCCUUCGCUCUGCGCUUGACUUGGCUUACGUGCUCGUGCGUUGUUCUUAUCGACCGUUUAGGCUUGUCAGACUGUCAAGCAUUCUUUGGGUCGAUCCCGUGGGACCUAUACCCGAGCGAAACAUCAAUCAUGUCGCCCAGUUUCG
Xylona heveae TC161 is the source of this 1186-nucleotide messenger RNA. RefSeq names its product defender against death DAD protein. Gene Ontology annotation, biological process: protein N-linked glycosylation. Gene Ontology annotation, cellular component: oligosaccharyltransferase complex; membrane. Lineage: Eukaryota; Fungi; Ascomycota; Xylonomycetes; Xylonales; Xylonaceae. The transcript has 3 exons. Bases 365 to 832 code for a protein of 155 amino acids. The record is from RefSeq and is a predicted model, not a curated record.